AUGUCUCCCUACCUGAUUACCUUCCUUGCUUUUAUUUCCUUCUUCACUCUUCUGAAUUUAUUUUUGUGGAGCAAUGUACAUUAUCGACUUAAUGAACAAUCGAAACUAGUCUCCUCUUUGGAGCCCAACGCCACUUUUCUGGAUAUUAAAAACAAAAUCAACAACUUACAACAAGUACCAAACACUUCAAUUGAGUUCCAGGCUCUUUUCGCUAAAAUGAAAGCAUAUUCAACAGAACAAGUUGCUACUAGAAAACAAGUUUUACGACAAAUCAGUCAAGCCAAAGAGUACUAUUUGCUCUACGGAGCACUUGCUCCAGAGGUGUUCUGUCCUGAAAAAGUACGUGUUGGUACAGUUGGUGAUGGAGGAAAAUGGGUUUGCAAUCCUGACAAUUCUGUAUUGUUCUCUCUUGGACUCAAUAAUUAUAUUGGUUUUGAAGAAUAAUGGCAGACGCCGACUAAAAAUCGGAACAUGUUGUACGGAUUUGACGUGGAUGAACAGAACAGUGUAACUCUAGAAGCAUACUCCAAAAUUCGUGGAACCGCAAUAAAAGCUAAGAUUUCUCUGGAAACUGAUAUCUCACAGAGUGCUUAUACAAUUUCCGACCUUGCCAAGCACUUCAAUUUAUCAAAAAUUGAGAUUCUAAAAAUCGAUAUCGAAGGUGCAGAGCGGACUUGCUUGAUACCAUUCUUGAAGAACUACGAAAUCGUUCAUUAUUCUCAUGGAUAUGGCCAUCAUCAAUAUCACAUGAUCUUGUCGAUGGAAUUGCGCGUGCAGACGACUAUUUCGUGAAAUACUUUGAAAAACAUCAUCAUGUUCUCGAUAAUUCUUUUGUAUUCUUCCUCGCAGAUCACGGAAUUCGUAUGGGUAGUCAUAUAUCAUCCGAACUUGGCGCAUUUGAACGUGAUAACCCGUAUUUAUCAAUUUUGGUGCCUAAAAAGUAUCAACUCUGUUAGAUAUUCUAAAGUAUCAACCACAAUCCGAGUAUCUGAGUCGCGAAGUAUUGCAAAUUCCGAACGAGAAAGGAAACUCGUUGAUUCGCCAACAACCAAGUUUUCCAAGAACGUGCGGCACUCUUCCGAUUCCGGUACAAUAUUGCAUUUGCCAAGUGGAUCAGUUUAAUGUUGAAGAUUUGGACUUGAGAAAAUAUCUCGGAAAUAAGCUUCUUGACGAAAGCUUCAGCUUCACGAAAAUUCACGAAAGCCUAGAAACCUCUAAUUUCACCUCAGAGUGCGAGACAUACAAGAUGCUGAAGGCUACAAAUCUAAUUGAAUAUGGCUACUCUGGAGAGCGGAAGAUGUAUAGAAUUUCAGUCAAGACAACUUACCCAUUGUUAGCUCAUUUUGAGACGAUGAUUGUGUUUAAUGUUACAACUGACACCAUUCAAGUGGGAAAAGUGGUGCGGCUUGACACUUAUGGGAGCACUACGGAUUGUGUCAAAACAUUCUGUGUUACUGCAAGGACGCAAACACAUAUCUAA
Molecule: messenger RNA, 1480 nt
Organism: Caenorhabditis elegans
Lineage: Eukaryota; Metazoa; Nematoda; Chromadorea; Rhabditida; Rhabditidae
Source: the annotation of a RefSeq genome assembly